CAUAGCCGGGCAUUGCAUCUAAUAUGUCACCGUGCCUACGGUCGUACAGUGAGCUCUGAGGAAACAACUGAAAACUACACUGGAUCAGCGGGGAUCAGUGGUUCUUCAUAUCGGGCUGACUCAUCAGUCAUAGUGAUGGCAACCGCAGGUGGAGGACAUGGGGCGGACAUGAGGAGCCACGACGAAUCGGUCAAGAGGCUGGCCCUCAGUCCUCGUUGCCGGGACGAUCAAGCAGUCACGGUGGUCACGCACCGAUGCAGUCACGAGCUAUAUCGCUUGGCUUGACCCGUGGGCGAAUUAUUACAGUAAUAACACAUCUCAACAUAUCCAUGCCAUUGUGGCAUUGGCUGUGCG
Molecule: messenger RNA, 354 nt
Organism: Puccinia graminis f. sp. tritici CRL 75-36-700-3
Lineage: Eukaryota; Fungi; Basidiomycota; Pucciniomycetes; Pucciniales; Pucciniaceae
Exons: 1
Coding region: 136-285 (49 amino acids)
Source: RefSeq, a predicted model, not a curated record